AUGCCGUCAGGGAGCAGCAGUCUGCAGCAAGUGUCGCGCCAGGGAAUCUCACACGGCGCGCAAAGCAAGAAGCUCAAUCCACUGCAGCCUCAAGAUCAACGACGCCGGCAUUCGCGGUUGACAGGCGAUGAGCUGCAGCCGGCAAAACAAAAGGCCCACUCACCGCCUUGGGAUCUGCACGAUGACCGAAUGCUUGGAAGCUCACCUUCUCCGGACUUCACCACUGCUCUCUUGAGUAAAGUUAGUGGUCUUCCGGAUUGGAAUUUUGGGAUGUUUGCCACACGAUCACUUGGCCGUCAGGUCUUUGGUGCGCUCAGAUGGGCUCACAUUCGCAGUGUCUCUACAUUGGAAGGGAACCCUCAUAUAUAUAUAUUUCCUAGUGAAAGCCCAUCGUCACAUAUUCUAUCCCUCCUACCCUCCGAACCAGUCAACCCCAAACUUGCCAUUGGAGUUACAACCAAGCUCCCCCCAACCGCGGAUUCGCUCAGAGAGAACUCAAAGUUUCUCGAUGUCCUCCAAGAAGUUUUUACCAAGCAUGCUCAUGAAGAUCCCGAUGCACAGUCCCAGGCCCAAGUCAUGGUGUCCACUUCAGGUGCCAAUCUAAUGUCAGGCGGCGUGCUACUUGCUGGCAAGCGGGGCGGAAGACGGCGCAAAGAGAUGGGAGACUCUAGUGGUGGAGCCAGUGGUCAAGGUGGUGCUGGGUCUGCUGGCAGAGGUGGCUGGAUACACAUUUCCGAUAGCAGACGACCUCCAGAGUAUGGAAGAAUCGCUUGGCCCGAGGAUAUGUUCGGUAGUCUCGAGGUUGAUGGACAGGGUCAAUUUGUAAAUGGGAAUGGAAACUAUCAGCCUAGUGGCACCUAUCGGACCGUGACCCGAGACGGAAUCCUGGGAUUGAGUCCAUUCCUCAGAGAAAAGCUUGUGCAGAGACUACGAGAGCUGGAGAAGUAA
Messenger RNA from Penicillium cosmopolitanum, 948 nucleotides. RefSeq lists its product as uncharacterized. NCBI's taxonomy places the organism in Eukaryota, Fungi, Ascomycota, Eurotiomycetes, Eurotiales, Aspergillaceae. Bases 1 to 948 code for a protein of 315 amino acids. The transcript has 6 exons. The record is from RefSeq and is a predicted model, not a curated record.